CACAAAACUGGGCCUUGAUACACGCGCGUCUACACGAGCUAUUAAAGCGACAUCUACGCUACCGCGACAUUUGCCCUUUAAAUAGGAACAUAUGAAACCUUGUGGACAGUAAGCGAGCGCCCCGGAUAGAUUGGCAACCCCAGCAGCGUCCCUCUUCUGCGUGUAGUUGCACCGAAAACGAAAAACAAGAAGAAAAGGAAGAAGAAAAAAAACCACAAGCACACCGACACUCUCACAAACAGACAAAAAUGGAUGAAUCUCUCGCACGUCACGUCGCCGGCACCUACCCCCGUCAUGACCCGGACCCCAGCAACCGAGAAGCAGCCCAGCUGGUACGAGAACCCAAACCCAUGAGGGACCCAGGCACGGCCCAAUGGGAUGUGGAAAUCAGCGCCGACGAUUUCAACAAGCUUAAGCUUGGCUUUAUGGCCCAGGAGAUGGAGGACAAGUGGGUGAUUGCCGCCACGGGCCCGGACGAGAGCGGUGUCAUCUCGAUACGCAUCAUCCGGAGCUGGUUGAACAUGCCAAUCUAUGUGCUGCACAUCAGGCCGGCGGGCGAUUCCGGCGGGGCCAGGAUCGAGUCUUUCACCUGGGAGAAGGCGCUGGGGGAGCAUGGCGAGUUUCGCGUCUCGGAGCGCCAAGCGAAAAAAGAGGCCGUCAUCUUGUGCAGGAUCCACACAGACUGCAAACUUGAGCAGCUUCCCGAGUACAAUCCUAAUAUAUUCUGGAAGAGAGACAGUGAUGACGAGGACGAGGAAAGCAAAAAGGUGAAAGAUACAUCAGCUUAAGACCGCGUUCAUAGUAUUCAAGUUCGAACCACUCUGACUCGAUUCGGGGAUGGCUGGUUUGGGCUGGUUGGGACGAUAGCAGUGGAUAGCUAGGUUGAUAUUUGGAUACGACAUAUCGUCAGUCUCAAUCCACGCUAAAACGGGAUGGACAAGGUGCGGGUCAUCACUAUUCUCAUAGCUUUUGUUACCGAGUAAAGCUUGUUACUAUACUACUGGCUCAUAAUUUCAAAGUAUGUACGCGAAGGUAUAUAUAUGUGCCCUAUUUACAUCAUGUGUCCAACCCCCAGACCAACCUCGAUAGUCGUCCCGCUUCUGCGCUGGUAGCUCUCUUUCGAAAACGCACUCGAGAAUGCACUCAAGGUUCCAAAAAGAAA
This is a messenger RNA of Pyricularia oryzae 70-15, 1162 nucleotides long. RefSeq lists its product as uncharacterized. NCBI's taxonomy places the organism in Eukaryota, Fungi, Ascomycota, Sordariomycetes, Magnaporthales, Pyriculariaceae. The record is from RefSeq and is a predicted model, not a curated record. The transcript has a single exon. Bases 249 to 788 code for a protein of 179 amino acids.